AAACCACCACAAUCCAGUCCGAACCGCCCCGAACCGGCUGCUGCCACAAGUUUCAGCGUCAUGCGCGCACAAAGAUCAAUCAAGGUUUACUUGUCGAGGGCCCUGCCCUGCUGAAACGUGACGGGCCUUGAGUGUUGAAUGACUGUCAUUUUCCCGUGUAGCAGAGCGGUGCAUUUCUCUUUGGCUGGGACGGAUUUAUUUUUUGUUGUUCCCUUAUAUUCUGCACCCGGCUGCUAUAAAGUGAUAUUGUGAUUGAGUAGGCUAAGUUUGUAAGACCAAGGAAUAGCCUAGGCUACAGUGUGAGAAAUAACAACAACCAAUCAGGAAGCAGAUUUUUUUCUCCCCUUGUUUGUCCAAAGUAGGACGCAACCUAAAUUUAGUUUUCAAGCAUGGACGUUAUGCAGUCUUUAUUCCCAAGAGCGUUUUUGUGAAUACUUUUAGUUUAUCAUUUGAGGUGUUUUCCCCACUUCAGUUAUGUGGGAUGUUAAGAAUAUUGUGAAUCAGUGUGUGAAGUGUGAGUGUAAGUUUACAUCGCCAGAAAAACCGUUGAAACUUCUGCCAUGCCUUCAUUCCAUGUGCCUGGACUGCCUGUAUGGGCGAACUCCGUCUCGCCGGAAACAAAAGUCCGAAACACAGGCGACUGCAACCUCCGUUGUCAACAAGAAAGUGGACGGUGUAGCAAGCACAAGUGCACAGCAAAAACCAGAGGAGGCUGAUAAUGGAACGGAAAAAAAUGCGAGCGAAUCACCCCAGCAAGGUACAGUGGAAUCUGAUAAAUCUACAGAAACGGGAGAGGAGUCUAAAUCGAAGGUGGCCGGGGACAGCGAAGAAAGGGAUGCAGCAGUCGACACCAGUACAUGUGACACCGUCACCGGUUCUGUUGAUAGCUCGAAGAAAUCAGCUGCAGAUAAUACGAAGAGCAAGGAAGCAUCAGACAGUAAGCUGUCAGCAGAAAAUGAUGGGGAUACUCCAGGGGACAAACCAGUUGAUAAUGGUCAGCGAUCAUCAGACUCUAACGAUUCUGAGAAGCUGACAGAAUCGACAGAGACGAAAGCCAACAAUGGAUUGAGUAACACCUCAAAUGCUGGAGAUGGAGAUCAAGUAAAUCUAGAUCUAGAUCUAGGUGCAAGCAAUGGAGAGGGCAGUGAGUCCACUAACAAGACUGGUUCAGACGUUGAAGUCAGUGAUGAAACAGCAGAGCUGAAGCCAACACCUGUCACAGAAUGUCCAAUAUGCCGAGACCCCGUCGAGCAGGCGGGAAUGGCCUUGAUGGAUAACAUGUUUGCAGCACUGGAUCCAGACCAGCCGUCAUCACCAGUGGCAGACUCGAAGCACAUGUGCACUGCUUGUGAGGAGGGACAGCAGGCAGAGUCAUAUUGCAUGCAGUGUGAGGAGUGGCUGUGUGACAGCUGUGUUGAUGCCCACAAGCGAGUGAGGAUUACCAAAGAUCACGUAAUUUCUCCCAAAGAUCAGGUUAAAGUUGUGACCAGCAAGUCCCCCUGGGAACAGCUCAUGACUUGCAAACAGCACAAGCAAGAACAAUUGAAGUUUUUCUGUGAGAAAUGUGAAAAACUCACCUGCAGAGAUUGUCAGUUACUGGACCACAAGGACCACAAGUACCAGUUCCUCGACCAGGCGGCAGAGCAGUACAAAGCUAGAUUAAAAGGAAGUCUUGCAUUGAUGGGCGAGAAAAGAAACAAACUGUCUGCAAACCGGGAAGAGAUUGAACUGAAGUUGUCAAACUGCAAGGAGCAGAAAGAUUCUCUGCAGCAGGAUAUCCUCAAACAGGCAGAUGUGCUGGUCAAAGGAAUCAGGCAGGCAGUGUGGGGUGUUUUGUCCAACUUGGCCAGCUUUACAGAUGCUGCCACAAAACGUCUGAAUAAGGAAAUUGACGACGUGUCUGAUCUGGUGACCAAGUUUGACCACUGCAUUCAGUUCAUGGAGGACAUUUUGCAGGACGGGUCAAGCAUGUCCCUCCUGUACUCUAAAGGGAGUGUGGAGUCCAAGUGCCGCAAAGUCUACCACACUCAGGUUGAUCCUCAGUCUCUGAAAGGAACCUUACAGAUUCGAUACAAGCAUGAUGUCAACUGGCUUCUAGGGAAUCUCAACAAAAUUGGAUCUAUCUUCGUGAACGGAGUGCGCUAUCCACCAGACAAAAAUGUAAGCGGCGCCCAGAACCGCCACAAUCCGAACAGCAGCUCGUAUCAAGAACAAAGGGCGGGAGGUUUGAGUGCGACCAGCCCUCACCUCCAGCACAUGGCAAAUCAGCCUAUCCCAGGCCAACAGGUUCCGUCUGCUGAGUGGACCAAGUUCAUUCAGACCGUGUCCAAACCAUCGGGCCAGCCCCAUGCCCCUCCUAACAUGACUCUAUCAGCUCUGGGUCCCGGUGCCUCUCUCCCUCCGCAACUGACCCUGCCCAACCGACGAGGCCAGGCCUCCGGCAUGCCACAGCCUUGGGCAGGGCUACGUUUUCGUUCAGCAGCUCCACCAGGAAUUCCAGGGGGCUCCACCUUCGCUGGGCACCUAGUUGCUGGGCAACUUCUCACUCCUCAGCAGCAGCAGACCACAAGAUCGUCCUUCACACCGAUGAGAUUACACCACCGGCCAGCGACGCAGUCGCAGUUCUCCCAGAAUGAGCAGAGCAAUCAAAACAGUAUGCGCAGCCCUCCCCAGUACCGCAUGGGGGGCGAGGCGAGUGGCACAUCCCGCCCCACUCAUGGGACACCUGAUCCCGCACGGCCCGCUAGUGCUGGAAUGUAUGACGGAAACUCGCGACCAGAUAGUGGAGGGCCAGCGAUGGUGGACAUAAAGAAAGAGCACAGAGACCAGUCGCCGGACUGUGUCAUAACCUCCUCGCAUCUCAAGAGUGAACGCCCGUCUGUGUUCCAGACCACACCACCAAAUCCAAGAUUAUCGGAAACUGUGUUGGAAAUGCAAAGGAAUCUGGAUGAUGUGAUCCGGGCAGUUCCAAUGGAUAUGAGCGACAACCUGGAACAAAUUGGUGGUACGAAGAGCUCGACCUCUGAGAGUAACAAGUCCAAACCAACCUCACCCGCCAUAGAACAGCAGAAAGAACGUUCGAGGUCGCCUACGGACCAAGAGCUGCGGGAAAACUGGCAGGGCGGCAACAGCAUGCCUGGCUUCUCCCUGUCCCAGGCUGAUCACCACGUGGACCCGAAUGACGACUACUGUGCCUGUUGUCACAAUGGGGGCGAUGUGCUCUGCUGUGACCGCUGUCCCAAGGUCUUCCACCUGCAGUGUCACAUUCCUGAGCUCACGGCUGUGCCAAGUCUGAAUGGAAUGAUGGUUGGAGGGCACCACUGUGGAUCGUUUGUGUGUACACUGUGUGACGGCGAUAAGCCAGUGGACCCCGAGGAGAUCACGAGCACGGGCAAGAGGAAGGCUCCGGGUGGUCUGGCUGAUCAGGAGGUUCGGGUGUGUGAGAGAAUCCUGCUGGAGUUGUUCUGUCACCCAUCCAGCGUCCCUUUUCAAGAACCAGUCAACAGGGUGCAAGUCCCCAACUACUACAAAAUCAUCACCCAGCCGGUAGACUUCACACAGAUCAAGUGUAAGCUCCAGCGAAGGCACCACAACCACUACCAGAGCAUCAAAGCUUUUCUGUAUGACCUCAGACAGAUCUUCAUCAACUGUGCAAUAUAUAACAAGGCAGGCUCUGAGGUUGGUAAAGCUGGCAAGAUUGUCCGCGGGCUGUUUGAGGAGCGGGUCGAGCGGCUGAUGCCACAGUACCUGAGCUUUGUGAAGGAGAACCCAACCCCGUGUUUCUCAGCCCUCCAGCCUAGGAUAGACUCGUCGGAGGCCGGAGACUCACAGACCGUAGACGCUGGGCCCCCUUCUCCUAAGCGGACAAAGGCAGAGUAGAGAGUGUUCAUAAUUGGAUAUUUACGGGCAUUCUUAGGAAAGGGCAUUGUGGCUUUUUCGGAUAUUUCCAGACAUCCAGUGAGGUCUGUUCUUGAAGGAUGAUGUGGCUGGAUCAAGUACUUCCAGACUUCACCCAGAGGGGCCCAGAAGUUUUUCUCGGCUGACUGUUUCAGUUGUCUUUUUGAACGCCGUUUUCUGAUGUCCCUGGUCCUUUAUUUUGGAAGGCGACCACAUGUACUUGUUGUUCGAGCAAACCUCAAAAACAUUUGUAACAUAUUAAGGAUUAGUGGGGUUUUAUACCUGUUGACAUUUGUGACCAAUGCCUAAUGUUAUUUGUUUUCAUCAAGCAGUAUUUUGCUUUCUGUGCAUUAUUUCACAACCCCACUCAUGAGGGUGAAACGCUGACUUUCCUUCCUCAAGAUGUCAAACAGCAGGAUUUUUACUGAAAAAAAUGUCUAUGUGAAAUUUGUCAGUUUUUGGGGAUUAGCUGCUGUGGAUACAACUGGAUCUCUUGUGCAUUAUGUGUGAAAGAAUAUAUUUUAAAUUCACAUUCUUUAAAGCUAUGGACCUGAGUGCAUGUGUGAACAUGACGAUCUGAAUGCUUUUGAGGACUGAAUACAGGCUUUGGGUAAUGGCUGUGUACAUCUUGCAGCUGAUGCAAAGGAGAUCAUGGGCGUGGGGCCGGCUCAGGGUUAUGACUGGUUUGUGGUUGUUGGGAAGUUUGAAGCCUGGAGAGCUGGGAGGGAGUAGUACUCUGCUCAUCUGGAUAUGUCUCCCUUUGGUGCUAAAGGAAAUAGGAGUGUGGAACCUUUUUUGUGUGAGUGCCAGUUAUAAAUCAGACGUUGGAGAUUCCACGUACUGAGUUAAAAAAUAUAUCUAUUUAUAAAAAAUAUCACUUUUUCCCUACACUUUAAAUAAAAAAACCUAAAUCUCAGUCGGACAAUAUUUGAGAAAAUAUGGAAAAUUUAAUACUGCAUGGUGCGGAAAUAUGAAAAUAAGAAAACAGGCUUUGAAGUUGGGCAAUAUAUUAUGCGAAACCACUCUCACCUCUUAAUUAAAUCAAGGUGAAAUAGCACAUAAUGGGGUGAAGUUGUGUAUUUUAUAUGAAAUGAAAGCAAAAACAUCAAACUUUCGAACUCGGA
This is a messenger RNA of Aplysia californica (California sea hare), 5021 nucleotides long. RefSeq names its product E3 ubiquitin-protein ligase TRIM33. Gene Ontology annotation, molecular function: protein binding; zinc ion binding. The transcript has 19 exons. NCBI's taxonomy places the organism in Eukaryota, Metazoa, Mollusca, Gastropoda, Aplysiida, Aplysiidae. The record is from RefSeq and is a predicted model, not a curated record. Bases 475 to 3879 code for a protein of 1134 amino acids.